UGGCCGCCUGUGGUGUCGGAGGAGAGCGCGGCGGUUUCCCGCUGCACGUGCUGUGGUUGGAGCAGGCGGCGGACCAGACGCCAAGAUGCUGUGCGGCGAGGUGCACGUGGCGACGCCUGGUGGUGACGGUGGUCGGAGUCGCUUGUCUGCCCCUGACGGCGUUGGACGUUACGGCGGAUGUGCUUGUGGAAGUCGUUGUCGUAUCAGCUGUUGUCGUUGUCGGCGGAGUUGUGGACCGAUGACGGCGCCGGCAGUGGUGGUUGUGGUGCUGGUGCUGCUGGUGGUGGUGGGACCUCAGGAAUGUGUGGGUAGCAAGGACCAGAGUCACAAGCGGGAGUCGGACAGGCUGGACAGUCUGCUCAAGGCCGUGUACCACGAGAGAUGGCGGGAAUUCCCCGAGUACGCCACGUACAGCGGUUACCAUGGUUACGACGACGCCCUGGAGUCGUUCACAAUGGCGGCAUUUGACAGGAGAAAGGAACUGGUGGAGAAGUGGCUGGCAGAGACCAAGUCCAUUCCCACAGACCGUUUGUCCAAGAAGGACCAGCGCGAGGUUCGGAUCCUCAAGUCGUUUCUACAGACCUACCUGGACGGCUACAAGUGGCGAGAUUAUGGGUCGUUGAAUUCGGUCAACUUUCUGGAAGGAGUGUCUAAAGGUCCGCAGUGGCCGCUGUACUCCAACCUGAAGGACAAGGACUCCCUGCAGAACUACCUCAAGCGCCUGGCCGCGGUGCCCUCGCAGGUAGAAGAACAAAUAACGCUGAUGAAAAGAGCGAUGAGGCUCAAAAGAACAAAUCACAUAGUGUCUGUGGAUCGAGUCCCGUCUAUGAUCGACCGCAUCCACGUGGAGCAGAUGUACGCCAUGCCUUUCCAGUCUUCACUAGAGAAGAGUUCGCUCCCUAGACACCUCAAGACUCAUUUAUGGGAAAAGGCAAAAGAACUGAUUGACCCCAUUUCCAAAUCGCUUAAACGCCUCAAAAAGUUCGUUGAGCAGGAGUAUCUGCCAGUCACGCGGUCUGUAGAGGGAGUUCACUCCCUUGCCAGUGGCGCUGAGUACUACCAGGCUUGUCUCGACUGGUACCUCGGCUUCCGCAUCACACCGGAAGAAAUCUUCGACCUCGGGGUCAGGGAAGUUUCAAGGAUCGAAAACAACAUCAAAAAGAUCAUGGAGAACGUUGGUUUCCGUGGCAACCUGAAAUCGUUUUUCCAGUAUGUUAAGUUCAUUCCCAAGUUCUACAACCACACAAAGGAAGAGCUGUUGCUAAGAUACAAUCUGAUGCUAGAUGACGUCAUCCAACCCAAACUGUCCCGGAUGUUCUACAACGUACCGAUCCCAGAAGUUUUGGUGGCUCCCAUUGAGAAUGAUGGACCUUGGGGUUCGUACGGUCAGAAUGUUUUCUAUGUCAACCUGAAGGAACCAAACAAGAGAUCGACCUUCACCAUGUUGCCGCUGGCGCUGCACGAGACGAACCCUGGCCACCACUUCCAGGAGUCGUACACCCGCCGCUUCAGCAUCCCCGGGUACCGGGCGGACGCCAUGAACGGUCGCCUCUUCUCCGUCCCCUUCCACUUCCCCGUCUACAGCGCCUACGCCGAGGGAUGGGCCCUGUAUGCAGAAUACCUGGGAGAAGAGAUGGGACUCUUUGACGACCAUUUCGACCUUUUCGGCAGAUACUGCUCUGAGAUCUUCCGAGCCUGUCGCCUCGUAGUGGAUUCUGGGAUACAUGCUUUUGGAUGGGAUCGUGACAGAGCCAUCUCCUUCCUGUCCAACUACAGUGAUUUUCCGGCCAGCCAGAUAGAAGCAGAAGUAGACAGAUACAUCACGUGGCCUGGCCAGGCAUGCGCAUACAAGGUUGGCGAGAUCAAAAUUAAAGAAAUGCGCCAAAGAGCGGAAGAGCAACUAGGUCGUCGCUUUGACCCAAAAGAAUUCCACCACGAGAUUCUCAAAGUCGGGUACGUGCCGCUGGACAUCCUGGAUGAGGUGAUCACCGAGUGGAUCGAGUCCAAGAAAGACCCGCCGCAGAUCGAGGAACCAGCAGACGACACCCUCGUGACGCAACAGUCGACGUCACGGGCCACCACGAGCAGCCAUCUUGCCUGGCUUCUGCUUCUACUACCUUCAGCACAGCCAGGAUCUACAGGUAGCGACGACAUCCACAGCCACUCACAACAGGUGCCAUUGUCUAGCAAGACUGUCGUCGUCUUUGUCGAAAUCUCAUCACUUUGUCGUUGGCGAUGAAAUCCCUGGCAAGUGCCAAGCAGGGAUGCAGUGAGAAACACAGACACUGCUAGUGAUGCUGAAGACGGUUAGAAAGCAGUUGGGCAUCAAACAUUCUCUGCUGGAACAUUUGACAGACCUGGAAAUUAUUUUCUGGGAUGUUGAAGGUUCCUUUGUGUAGUAGACUGAAGCGAUCAGUAGUUUAGACUGUGAUAGUGAGAAGCCUUAGGACAACUUCAUCAAAAUCCUUUUUCUCUUGGUAAUUGUGUUUCGUGUAUUUCAUUGAAUCAGUUAGUGCACAACACUAUUUUCUGUGUAUUACACGAAAUUUAGUUAGCGUAUUUCAUGAGAGUUUGGUUAGUUUAUAACAUUUCAUUAGAGUGUUGCACAAAGUUGUCCAGGUCGCUGAAAAGAGACAUUUCUUAGUGUCUCACAUCUUAAUGAAAGGUAUAAAGAUUUUUACAACAUUUCUGGUAUACACUAAAGUGUUUUGUAAAUUUAUUAUUUGCAUUUCAUGUCAUGUUGGAUAUUUUCAGUUGAAAUCCUAUUUUGUCCUGGGAUUAGCCGUUGCAGUCUUGUUUUUGUCUGGAUGUCAACGGUAGUCACAGAUGAAUGUUUGUUUGGACAGCUAACCUAGCAAGCCAAAGACUAAGGAACAAAUUUUAUUUCGCAUGAUCUAUCACUUCUCAAACAGAAGUAACAAGCAGGACAAGUGUUAACUGCAUUGUUAUAAGGCCAAGUCUUAUGUUAUUAUCUUUUCUUUUUGCAAGUCAGUGUUUGCGGGUGUUUGCGUGUGUGUGUGUGUGUUAAUUCAACAUUUCUUGCUGCUUUUUAUGAAGUUUAGUGUAAACAAUUAUAUGGAAAUCAACAAUAAUAAUCAUGUUGUUGUUGAUGAUGAUGUCAUCGAUGAUGUCGUCCAACUGUAACAGAGGAUCAUUCCCUUGCAUUCCUUGUUAUGGUAGUGUUAUGCCACUGAUGGUUGUUUCUCAAUACAGUUUUGUUAUGCUGUGAUUACCGUCAGCUCACACUGUCGUCGCCCCAUCCUUACACUUGAGAUAACACAGCUAGGGGAAGUAACCUGCAACAACGCAGCAAAAACUCGACCAGGGUGUUCUCUCCCUUGCUUCACUAUCGUGGCAUCGCAGACUGUGAAGGCGCUAGCCUAAGGUCAAGGGUCAAAGCGGCGAUAACAAGGUUGGAAAACGAUGCUUACACAGGCGGACUGUUAGACUAACGAGUAGUUGCCUUCUAAUUCCGUCUGCUGCCUGACACAUGAGGUAGUCUACCAUUUAUGCACCCCGGGUAGUAGGCAGCGGGUAGCCAGACACAAGAAGCGCGACGCGUGGAAAGUUGGCAGGAAGUCUGACACAUGGACAGCCUGGUACUGAAUUUAAAGGUAGUCUGGUAGUCUGAAGCAUGGGUGACCUGACACUGAACUUGGAGCAGGGUGAGCCUCACACUUAGGUAGCAGGACACAUGGGUAGCCUGGCACAUGACAGGCGCUCACCCCGAAUGUGACAGCAUGACAGUGACAUCCAUUAAUUUCAAACUCUGCUCCAAUACUUUGUCUUUGAUCCUAAUUGAGAAAUCGCCUCAGCACCUUCUGCACACGAGUUUCUCUGUUCAUGGACGCUAGUGUUGAUGAAGACUGAGUUGGAGAAACACAUAUUUGUGAGAUGACCACUGGGCUAAACUCUUACACUGCUGAGGGAAAGAUAAGUGAGUUCAUCUUGGCUUACCUGUUCUUGCCAACAAUUUAGAAAUGCUGUUGUGACAAAACCAACAAGUUUUCUGAGGACAGUUUGGCGACGAAGGACGAUGAAGGAGCAAGUGAGAAAAGAGUGAAUGGCAACUUUUGUUCUCUGGCUACAUUAUACUACUGAGAUAAAUGUGAUUUGAUGUGUGUUUUUAUUCUGAUGUCGAAAAUUGUUUCAAGUAGAACGCCUUGCAUUUGUGUUGAGAAGAUUAAACAUUAUUCAAGCUGA
Pomacea canaliculata is the source of this 4203-nucleotide messenger RNA. RefSeq lists its product as uncharacterized. The coding region runs from base 86 to 2239 and encodes 717 amino acids. The transcript is spliced from 16 exons. NCBI's taxonomy places the organism in Eukaryota, Metazoa, Mollusca, Gastropoda, Architaenioglossa, Ampullariidae. The record is from RefSeq and is a predicted model, not a curated record.